AAACAAAUGUCUUUGACGCAGGUUGAAAUAGAGUGCGUCGUCGUCGAAGGAUGGCGAUGUGAUGCAGCUAUACAUGUCUUUGGAAGUACAUGUACAUGUAUAUUGAUUGUAUGGGAAGCUAGACAUCACAUGGCGGGAACGUCGCAACUGGAUUUGUUUUGUUUCAUAUUUCUGCACGAGUAUUGAUCUCUGUAAAGCUGCCAAGCAUUGUACCAAUAGACAUUACCAGAAUUUGGCUGUGUGCCCUCUUCUAUUGUUGAUGUUUUGGAAGUGUAACCAGAGGUCUUGUUAUGUUCUAUCUAGGCAGCCAAUCAGCUUGAGGAAUAUCGGCACACCUCCCAUUGAGUUUCAAGAUCUUUACCAUCGUCAUGAUCAUGAACAUUAUAUGAAACAAGAAGAGAGGAGAGUAAGGACGACUUUACCGGUUUUCUUCAUCCACAGUUUACAUUUCAUUGAGAUUAAGAUAUUUAAUUAUCACUGAUUGAGCUGUCAUCACACUGUGCUCUGAUGGUUUAAGAAAAGCCAGCAUUGGUGAUCAGAAUUCAAGUCGGGAACACUUGAGAGAUUUUUUCAUGAUUUUGUACUUGAAUCGUUUGUGGAAACGAGAAGAUUUUGAUUGUUUUGUUUAGAGGAUUUGAAACGCUUGUUGGGGCUGCGGACAGAGAUGUUGAAGUUAAAUUGUGAUUCUGAAAAGGGUGAAGUUACGCUGCCUCUGAACGGAGUGCUUUCCAAUGGGAACGUCCCUUCAGAUGAUACCUCCCAUCUUGCGAAUGUCUCCAAGACGUCCAAGAGUUCCAAGAAGGAAGAUGAGAAUCUGGAACGUGGUAACUGGUCCAACCAUCUGGACUUCAUCCUGUCCUGCGUGUCCUACGCCGUGGGUCUCGGAAACGUCUGGAGAUUCCCCUACCUCUGCUACUCCAAUGGCGGAGGUGCUUUCCUGAUUCCAUACAUUGUGAUGCUUCUGUUUGCUGGUCUGCCUCUUUUCUUCCUGGAGCUGUGUUUUGGUCAGUACAGCAGCAGUGGGCCCAUCAGCGCAUGGAGAUCUGCCCCACUGAUGAAAGGUGUUGGGUAUGGCAUGGUGGCCGUGUCAGCCUGGGUGGCCAUCUACUACAACGUCAUCAUCACCUACACCAUCUUCUACAUGUUCAAGUCCAUGACGUCCUCGCUGCCGUGGAUCGGGUGCCACCACGAGUGGAACACGCCCUUCUGCAGCGAGCUCGUGGAGGAGUGCAUGGAGAACGGCGGCAUCAUGACAGAUAACAACACCUGCAUCAACGUCUCCAACAUGACCAUGGAUGAGAGGAGCCAGUACAACGUGUCCUUCGACGGCAACGUCACCUUGUCCUUCGAGGACCCCCUCCAGGAGUUCAGGAGACGCCCAAGCGAGGAGUAUUACAGGCAUGGCGUUUUGCACGACUCUGGUGAUAUGGGAUCAUUUGGUUACAUCAUCUGGCAGUUGGCCCUCUGUCUUCUCCUCGCCUGGACUCUUGAGUUUAUUUUUCUCGCCAAGGGCGUCAAGUCCUCUGGAAAGGUUGUUUACUUCACCGCCAUCUUCCCCUACAUCGUCCUUGUAAUUCUCCUGGUUCGAGGAAUGACUCUACCCGGUCACAUGGACGGAAUUCUCUUUUUUAUCAAGCCGCGAUGGGAGCUGCUCAAAAACCCCAAGGUGUGGAAGGAUGCUGCUGUACAGAUCUUUUUCUCACUCAGCGCAUCAUGGGGAGGUCUUAUCACGCUUUCAUCCUACAACCGCUUUAAAAAUAACUGCAUGAGGGAUGCCCUCAUUGUACCUUUACUAAACUGCGCCACCAGCAUAUUCGCAGGUUUCGUAAUCUUCUCAAUCAUGGGAUACAUGGCUCACGAACUUAAAAAACCAGUUUCAGAGGUGGUCGACGAACAGUUUGGUCUCGCUUUCAUCGCUUAUCCAGAAGCCGUUGCUAGGUUACCAAUUUCGCCGCUUUGGGCUUUCCUCUUUUUCUUUAUGCUUAUCACCCUUGGUUUAGGAUCACAGCUCUGUAUAGUUGAAACAGUAGUCACGUCAAUUGCUGAUGAAUUUAAUCUGAGGAAAAAGAAAAUCUUCGUUUUGGGAGGAUACUGCAUUAUUGCAUUUUUCCUUGGUUUAAUAUGCGUAACACAGGCUGGUAAUUACUGGGUUAUUCUUAUGGACAAGUAUGCCGCCGACUUUGCGCUCUUAAUCUUCGGAAUGUCGGAGUGCAUCGGUCUUGGCUGGGUGUACGGUGUCAAGAACUUCACCAAUGACAUCAGGUCCAUGCUGGGCGACAGGAUCGUCGACAACGUCUUCUUCAAUUGGUGGAAGCUCAACUGGUGUUUCCUUACACCUGCUGUGCUAUCAUUUGUGAUGUUGUUCAGCUGGAUCUCCUGGGAACCCCCUAUGGCUACCGAGACCUACCCCUUCCCUGACUGGGCACACGCACUCGGCUGGCUUUUAAUUCUCUCUGUCAUCAUGUGGAUCCCUUUGUACUGGAUUUAUGCCUUCAUCAAGGCCAAGGGUGAUACCUUCAGGGAGCGACUAAGAGCCAUGGCUACCCCAACAGACUCCUGGGGUCCUAUGGUGAUGUCCAACCGCCAACAUGCCUGGGAUGUCCACACGAGAAACGGAACCAGCAUGGGAGGUCAACUACAUCUUGACGAUGUCAAGUCAUCGCCAGGCCCAUCUGCCGUCUACGUCCCCACCGCCACAACGGAUUCCGUUUAGUUGCAAUAAAGUACUGACACUCAAAGACAGACUGGAAACUCUCUAAUACAGGAGCGAGAGUCCUUGACCUUUUAAAAAUCUUUGCAAUUGAAAUAGUGGAAUGGGAAUUUGGACUCUGCUAACUGUUCAAAUCGUACGCGAUGGUGUGCUGCUCCUUUCGGUGGAAGACUGCCGCCGGAUCGAUGGGUUUCCAUGCUUGGUAUGCAGCUCCCACGAGGAUGAGCACACAAGAAGGCUCAUCGCUCUACCUAUCAAGCCAAGUUUUGUUGAGAAGCCAUGUGCAAUGGUUCAGCAAUUGAGGAGAAACGGUGAAUACGAUUGUUGGGAGAUACCGACGGAAAAGGAAGCAGUCUGGGAAGCCACGUUACACCUCUGGUGAUGCAGGCUUCCCCAUGCUUUCGGCCGAACUACGGGGCCGUUACAUAAAAGAUGGAGAAACAGCUCCUCGGCCAGUAUUCAAUACAGGGUUUUGCUACCUCUUUGUGUUUUCUCAUCAGCGUGUCAUACAUAUUUGGUCAUUCAGUGUACCAAGUUUGUUUUAAAAGAGAACUCAUUCAUCCUUUACCCUACAUUUUGCAAUUAACCAAGACUAGACACACACCGUAGUAAUGUCCAGCAGGUCUGAUAAAGUUCAACUCAUAAUCGGUAGCAGGAGAGAAGAAACUUUGACAUUUUUUUUUUUUUGGAGCAGGGUAAUUGUUAAUGUAUUUAUUUUUCCAAUUUUUAAGUUCAUUUUUGUGUGAGAACAUAUUUGCCCUGAAAUGUAUAUCCUGUAUUUGUAAAUAAACUCUUAUUAUCAAGACAAUUUACCCUCCUCGACACCUUCAAAGAUAUAUCCUUAUAAGUGCCUCUUUUAUGUGGUAGCAGUUAGAUUUUCUAUCAUUAUUCUUUGCUUUAUUAGUUGUCUUUAAUGAAGGGAAAAAAUGAUCCAUAUUGAAAAAAAGAAAAGUGAAUCCAUUUAGGUACCAAUGUUUUCGUUAAACCGUUUAAAGAGUUGAAUGCAGGUUUAUUGAAUUGUUCCUUUGCAUGUUGCUAGGUGGUGGAGGCAAAUGCUUAUUUAUUGGGGGAAAAAAUUAUGGAAUUGAAAAAUUAUAGAGAGAUUUAUAUAUAUUACAGACAUAGAAAGAUGAUAAAAAUAUCCCUCCAUACAUUCCAAAAAUGUAGUAUUGCCGCUUUUUCUGGUUUUUAGCAGCCAAGGUAUGACUUUGAAAUUAGUGUUGAAGGAAAUUAUUAGCCUUGAGCUUUGAGAAAUAAAAAUAGAUGAAAAAUUAAAUGUCCAUAUUGAACAAAAAAAAAUUGCACCUGUAGGAUGACAAAGUGUGUGCCUGUUUGUAUAUAGAGUGUAUUAUAGUGUGAAUAGUUGUAUAUAGAAAUGUGGCAAAUUUUGCUGCCGUCGACGACAAAUCAUAUGCUCAGGUUCAUUAUUGAAAAAUAUGAAACGCGAACUUCUUCGUUACGACUGUCCUUGUCCAAGAGCAUCGAGUAUUCAAGGCACUUCCCAUCAUUUAGCAGAACGAAUAGCAAGCCUGAUGGCCUACGGCUGUCUCGUUUUCUUUUACAUUUGCAAUCAAAAUGGUGAAGAAUUUUGACAGUUCAUCAGACUGUCCCUACUGAUGUCCAGUCAUAAAGCAGUUCCUUUUUGUAACAUACAUGAUAUACAUAUUAAAAUUAAGAUUAUUUUUGAGAAGUGGAAAAUAUUUACACAGCAAACACUAGGGUUUAUACCAUCUUGAAGUGAUCACUGAUAUGUGUUUUUUCUUAAAGUACAUGUUUAGUAGCUGUUUGCAUUGAUGGUGAUUUAAGAAAAAAACGAUGCAAAUUAACGAGUCAGUUAUUACAAGUGUCAAAGCUUAGUCAUGUAUGUAGAUGAACACAUUUUGGUGUGGAAGGACUUCUGUGAAGUGUUUCAGAUCUCCAUUUCUGCAUGGCCAAUUUGCUGAUCAUCGACCGCUAGGGAUUUCCCCUUCUGCCAGUUUACUGGCUAACUUUGUCCUUGAUAAAAAAAAAACUGCGCCUUGCAGCUAAAUUCAAAUCUCUAGUGGUAUUUCUUCAACUAGUUCCGUGAUUUGCGUCCAAUUGUCUUUGGAACACCUUGGUCAAGUCUUGGGGACUACAGUGUAGUGUAUUUGCCUAUUAGUGGCAUGUUAGCACUGUAUCGUUGAGCUGUACUGAAGAUGAAAUGUUUAUACAGGCAUAUAAUGCUAAAGAAAUCUGUAAAUAUCCAAUGUUUGGUAACUCCAUGGCCUGACAUAGUGUAUAUACUACAUCUAUAUAAAAAAAGAAAAAGUAACAAAAAAAAAUAUAUAAACAAUCAAAGUGAGAAGAAAAAAACAUAAAAAAAUAAAAAAUAUAUACAAAAAAAUAGCUUAGAUGCAGCGAGUUAUACAUUAACUUACAAACUGGUAUUGAUUAAAAUUGAAGAUGAAAAGUAAAAUUUUUAUUGACAUUACUUUGCUAAAAAAAACAUCGUGAGCAGACUUGAAUGAAUUGAUAAUUUUCUGUCCCUCUGAAUAUUUUUUUAGUAAUGUUACAUAAGUGUGCUACCUAGUUUUCUACACAUGUUUAUUCUUGUGCAUGUUUUUCCCUAUGGUUGGCAGUUUUGAAACUGAUGGAAAGUCGUUGCUUUUGCAUACUUCAUUUUAGAUUUUAAAGCUUUUGUUGCUUUUUAUAUAAUAUUUUGAAGUAUUAGCUCUUAAAUGGCUGACAAGCAGUAUAUAUUAAGCCAAUGUUGUGCUAACAAGCCAGCAAAUUAUUUGUUUGACAUACGCACCAAAGAACAGGCCAGGCCAAUAUUUUAUUUUAAUCUCCAUCAUAACUAGCCAUCAUUUUAUGUUGAGUUUCUAACGGGCCAUUAUCGUUCAAAGGAAAACCAUAUCUUUCUUGUGUUAUUUCUAUAUUUACCAAAUGAAUAUGGUAAUUGAUGCAAAUUCCUUCCAAAGUCGCAAGUGCACAAAAGGGUUACUUGUAAACUUAGCUAUCCAUGUCUUGUACAUAGUAUGCAGCGUUGUAUUGAGAUGUAUGAUUUGAAAGUUUGGAUGGCCAAAACUUGGAAAAUAAUUGCAAUGCAUUAAGUAUCAAUGCAAUCUCUGAAUGAGGAGAACGGGAUUAUUAUCUCUUUAGAAUUUGUCGGUAGGGCUGAAAAUUAAUUUCAGAACCAAGCUUUCAUGGGCACUAUGUCGUAUAAAGCAUAUCAAGAGACCACUGUUUUUCAAAGAAUCCUUUCUCAUUUUUCUACCAUUUUAUUUAUAGACAAUCUUGGUCUUCCAAAGUCCAAUUUUUAUUGAAAACAAAAUCUGACUGUAAGAUGAACUUGCUUUUUUCUUUCGACAAGAUCUUUUUAGUUUAUUUUUUGUGCUAGAUUUGAGUCCAAAGCUGAAGAGGUUUGGAAUGAUCAUAAUUUCAGGGUUCUGUAGGCUGCGUUUUAAAAGUUAUAAUGUAUUUGUUCAACAGUUAUAAAUAUGCGGAGCAAUAAGUUAUAGAUCCUGGUUGGGUGAGGUGAGAAAGGAAUUCAUAGAAUUUUCUUGUUUCCAGUUAACUCCUGGGUUAAGCUGAAUAUUAAGAUGUUCUUUGAACUCUAUACACCUGCCCUCUCAACUUCAGGCUGAAUUUUUUCAUAUCCAUUAGGUGUUUUGUUCCAACAAUGGUUACAAAUUAUAUUUGUUGACUUUUUUCAAAAAACUAGAGAUGUAUAAUGCAUUCCAUUUUUGAAAAUGGCUUUCAUUAUCACACAUUCAUAUUCUCAGUUGUGUGGACUUUUGAUUUUUGUCACAAAACCGAACUGAUCAAAUAAAAUCCCGCCCUGCCAAGAAUUCAAACAUUCAACCCGAAGUAUUACAAAACUUAUAUGGAAGAACAUCUACUGGCCAAAGAAAAUGAUUUUGCUUCCUUUGCUCAUUGCCAAGUUGUCUAUAAACAAAAACCCUUUGAAAGUUUGAUACAGAAUAUUUUUUUCAUUUCAGAUUUGGGAAUUGGAAGGAAAUCGUGUUAUUUGCAUUUUAAUAAUGUUUUGAAUGGCAUACAAUUUACAAGUAUUUACCCCAUGUUCAUUAGAAAUAAAAAUGUUUUCUAAAGUUAAGUUCCAAAUCUGAAAAAAGGAAGAAUAUAUUGCAGACUAAUUGUUUGUAACCUGCUGUGUGAGAUAUAUACCUAGUAUACACAGUCGAGUCACCAUAAAACAGUCAACGCUGUAAUUGUGAGCGAAUGUUCUUAUACGGAGGGUAUCGGUUGAAGGAAUUUUGCACACAUAGUGUGAUGUUGAGUGGUUGCAUGAGGUAGCACCCACAUAUAAUCUUUGAUUUCUGAAUUCCUGCUUCACGGUAUGACCGUCACUCUGAAGGUUUGCAAAAUCUUCAUGUGAAUUUACCAACAUUUCUUGAUGGUCAUUUUAUCCUCGACUCCGUAACAAAUCUCCUGAAUCAUUAAAAAAAAAGAUGAUAUCAAUAUUUAUGUUAUGGUCAGUGGUCUGCUAUACAGGGUCAUAAAUGAUAUUAUAUUGUAUGUAGUGAUGUAACUUAUUGAACGAGUUAACUUACAUUGUGUACAUUUGUAUAUUUCCAUUUAUAUAAAUGUAGAGAUGACACAGUUGUAAAGAAAUUGGUUCUUUUUUUCUCCCCUUUCUAUCAUCGAGUAGGAUACUGAGUAGUGUAUAUAUUAUGUCUUGUAGUUAAUCAUAGAUUCUCUCUUUUGUUAUUUUUUUCCUAUUCAUGCUACAAGUAAUUGAAUAAAAUUUUAUCUUUUUGUCUUGGA
Messenger RNA from Lytechinus pictus (painted urchin), 7459 nucleotides. RefSeq names its product sodium- and chloride-dependent glycine transporter 1-like. Gene Ontology annotation, biological process: sodium ion transmembrane transport. The transcript is spliced from 12 exons. Lineage: Eukaryota; Metazoa; Echinodermata; Echinoidea; Temnopleuroida; Toxopneustidae. Gene Ontology annotation, cellular component: plasma membrane. The coding region runs from base 665 to 2713 and encodes 682 amino acids. The record is from RefSeq and is a predicted model, not a curated record.